This is a messenger RNA of Austrofundulus limnaeus, 2855 nucleotides long. RefSeq names its product amyloid beta A4 precursor protein-binding family A member 3. The record is from RefSeq and is a predicted model, not a curated record. Gene Ontology annotation, biological process: chemical synaptic transmission. Gene Ontology annotation, molecular function: amyloid-beta binding; protein binding. Gene Ontology annotation, cellular component: dendritic spine; plasma membrane; cytoplasm. Lineage: Eukaryota; Metazoa; Chordata; Actinopteri; Cyprinodontiformes; Rivulidae.
AGAUACCGAAUAAACUCAUAAAUUAAAGCUGUCGGUCUACAAUAGCAGCAAAUAUGAAACCGAAUCGGAUUUACACCACGGAUGUUAUCUUUUACCAGCAUUUGUUGUGAAGUUGCUACAUUUAGCAGGGCUAGUGUCGUGAAUAUGAAAAAUGUAACAAAGUUUUGUGAAAGGUUCAAAUUCCUGACCACGUCAACUYGUCGGUUGUGUUUCUAACAGGAGGAGUCUGUUUGGACACAGACACAGAAAAAGACAAAUUAUUUGAUAUUGUUCCAGAUAUCAUCAUUAAGAAGUCGACACAGUGAUGCUUGUUUUCCUCUGAYACAAAAUGGACUCAGACUUCUUCUCUGUGGAUCAAUCAGCUCCUGCACUGAGUCAUUUGGACCCUGUUAAAAGAGCUUCAGAGGAUGAAGAAGCUCCGUCAACGUCAGAAGCAGAGRAUCUCGAUUCCUUCAACCUGAUCGAGCCCCCUCCUCUGGACUGGAGGUCGGACUCUUCUAGUGAAGUCGGGUCUGCAGAAGUUCUGGAUGAUCCGAACCUGGGCUUGACCGGUCUGGGAGGACCGGUGACGCCGCCUUUGGCUGUGAGAGACGCGUUGAUUCAGCUCGACACAAACCAGGUGCUUCUGGAGAACGAAGCAGAGCCAGAAGUACAACCUAAAGAGGACAAUGGAGUCGGGUUAGGAGAUAAAGAAGAAGCCGAUGAGAAGAAAGUCUGUAAAGAAGAAGUUGAGGUUUCAAACAGGAGGCCAGGCGAUGAAGAUCACAGCCGUAUUCACAGCUUACUCUCACAGCUCCAGCUAAUGGAGAAAGAGCCUCAUCCCGGUCACCAGAUGCCGGAGCAGGAAGCUCGUGCUCCGUGUGCGUUAACGGACAACAGAACUGGAACCACGGGCCUGCUGUUCUCUGACAGCCACCACAGAGACCUGCUGGGACUGCUGCAGUGCACAGAGAUCUCCUCCACCUCCGAUCCCUCCUGCCUGCCGCACAGAGGCCAGGUGGACGCCGUUGUGUCGGUCUCCUACAGUCAGGAGGACGCUCRGGUGUUCUGGGGACAAAACGGUCGGCGGCAGAGAGACGACUCCAUCGCCUCUCUGCCUGACGAGGAGUAUCCUGAGCCUGUGUGGAUGAAGCUGGGAGAGGAGCCGCCGGAGGACGACKCUGCUGCAGAAAGUGAUCAGGCAGCUGAUGAUGAACCGUCAUAUAAAAACGUGCCGGGGCCUUGUGACCCUGAAGACCUGUUGGACGGAGUUAUAUUCGGUGCGAAUUAUCUGGGCUCCACUCAGAUCAAAUCAGACAGAAACCCUUCGACAAGCGCUCGCAUGACACAGGCUCAGGAGGCCGUUGACAGAAUUAAGGAAGCCAUGAUGGAUCACGCUCUGCAGACCAUCUCUUACAUAGCAGACAUUGGCAACAUCGUGGUCCUGAUGGCCCGCAGGAAACAGAAAGGGCAGGAAGCUGACGCUGCCUGUAACGCUUCCUCUUUAUCAUCCUCAGCGUCUCAGAAGAAGUGCAAAAUGAUCUGCCACGUCUUCUGCUCUGAGGAUGCUCAGAUCAUAGCUCAGGCCAUUGGUCAGGCAUUUGGAGUCGCAUAUCAGCAGUUCCUUCAGACAAACGGCAUCAAGGCCAAAGAUCUGAAGCCGGGCGAGUACAGCGAGUACCUGGAAAGUCAGGAGCUCUACAAUGGAGACCUGGCCCACUUUUCAGACUCCCAGAACCUCCGAGAUAUAGCCAUCACCAAGGCUCCUGGAGAUAUCCUGGGCCUGGCGGUGGUGGAGUCGGGGUGGGGUUCCAUCCUCCCCACCGUGGUGGUAGCCAACCUCCUCCACGGCGGCCCAGCCGAGCGCUGCGGCGAGCUCAGCAUCGGCGACCGCAUCAUGUCUGUCAACGGCACCAGCUUGGUGGGUCUGCCUAUCACCACCUGCCAGAACAUCAUACGGGACCUGAAAAGUCAAAAGUAUGUGAAGCUCAGCAUUGUCCACUGUCCUCCGGUYACCAUGGCCAUCAUCAGACGACCUGAUCCCAAGUUUCAGCUGGGCUUCAGCGUUGAGGAYGGCAUAAUUUGCAGUCUGAUGAGAGGCGGGAUCGCAGAAAGAGGAGGAAUCCGGGUCGGGCACCGGAUCAUUGAGAUCAAUGGGCAGAGUGUCGUUGCCACUCCACACGAUAAGAUCAUCCAGAUCCUCACUAACGCUGUUGGAGAGAUUCACUUGAAGACCAUGCCAGCCUCCACGUAUCGACUCCUGACAGGACAAGAGCAGCCGGUGUUUCUUUGAUCACUUCCUUCUUCAUUGUGACGUUAAACCUGCACAGAGUUCAAGCUGCAUAAGCUUUUGCCAAACUCCUCAAAAAAUAUGCAAUUUUUUUUUUUAUCACAGUUGUCACUGCUAUACUUUAUUAUGAGACUGUUUUUUUUAUAUAAUGUUUAAAGCACACUGGAAUAAAAGAACAUACUUAAAAUAGCAGGAAAAGAUGGGUAGUUUUCCAGUUUAUUUAUUAGAUAUUUUAAAACAUUACCAAAUGGAACAUGUUUUUAGUAAGCAAUGUUGAUUGAAGUGCAGCCUAUCAGUCUUCCAGCCUUAUAUGUUCUUCCUGUUUGAGAUAAACAUUUUUGAAGUGGUGACUUGUUUGAAUCAAGAUUGGGUUUGUGUGCUUCGUUGUAAAGAACUUGGUGUCCAUCAUGUCCUCAUACAUAUCAGCACAUGCCUAUCAGAAACUUCAGAGAGUGCUCUGUCUCAUUCAUGCUGUUUUACUAACUGUGCUUGAUGCUGUGCUGAUAUGCACUGCCUUAUAUGAUAAAGUUGAUAUUUUUAACUGUAUUUGUUUACACGAAUGCUCAUUAAAAAUAUCUAUAUUAAA